GGUGGCAUUGAAAAUGAGAAUGAGGUCAGUAUUAUUAAUCAUUAACUGCUGACUGAUCAGGGGAUUUUCAGGAAACGUGACUUUGUUUUGGGGAGAUUUUGAAAGAGCUGAUUUGGAAGAAGAACAGUUUUUACCUGAACAAUGGCUGCACCCUGGAGCAGACUGCUGGCUUCAUUGUUGCUUUUCUCCUGCCUCCUCGCAGUGGAAGGAGAUGGGCCUGACCCUCUACAAAACUGCUCUGACUUUCAAUUUACAUCAUGGAGAAGCAUUCUACAAAGGACAAACCUCAAGAUCAGAUAUUUGCUGCUCACCCGCGCCAACCCAGACUGUGCCCAGAUUAUCAACGUCAGCGGCAAUGGCCUAGAAGAUUCACACUUCAGUGGGAGUCUGCCCACCAAAAUCAUCCUGCAUGGAUUCAGGGCGUUGGGGAAGAAGCCCUCCUGGGUGGUCCUGGCGAAACAGCUGAUCACUGCCAUGGAUGUGAACGUGAUUAUUGUCGACUGGGUUUAUGGGGCGACUGCUUUUUACCCCAUUGUGGUGCAGAAUGUCGCUGAGCUGGGACUGAGCAUUUCCAACCUUAUGAGACACCUCAUUAUUCAGGGAAGCAGUGAGGAAUCUUUCCAUCUCAUUGGAGUGAGUCUGGGAGCACAUGUGGCAGGAUUUGUGGGACGCAUAUUCAAUGGUACACUGGGACGCAUAACAGGUUUAGAUCCCGCCGGCCCCAAGUUUUCGAAGGCAAGUCUUGAUCAACGUCUGGACCCGGACGACGCACUCUUUGUUGAAGCCAUUCACACUGACUCUGAUAGCUUUGGGAUUUCUCGACCAGUUGGACAUGUUGAUUUCUACGUUAAUGGUGGAAAAGACCAACCUGGAUGUUGUCAGUACAGAAGCUUAUUCUCAGUGUAUAAACGUGUGAUCUGUGAUCACAUAAGAGCUGUUCAUCUGUACAUCAAUUCAAUCAAGAACCCCUGUCCUCUGGUGGCUUUCCCUUGUCAAUCCUAUGAGGACUUUGUCAACGGACAGUGUGUGGACUGCUUUUCCCAUUUCCUGCUGCGCUGCCCGCAAAUAGGACUGAUGGAGCGAGGGGGCAUCAGAGAAGAUGUUUAUCCGAAGGAAGCGAAAGUAUACAUGAUGACGUCAAAAGCAUCUCCUUUCUGCGUGAAACAUUUUCUGGUGAAAGUAUUUCUGAAAGAGUUGGGGACGAACAAACAGAAGAUUGAAGUAAAAUUUAAAGACAGCUACGGCACUGUCAUUUCAAAUCUACAGCUUUCUAUUUUUAUUUGCAGACCUUCUGGAAGGACACAACCACACACAAAUAUGAUUAAACAGGUCAUAUCGUAUGAUGCCCACGUCAAAAUGAACUCCAUCAGCGCAAAAUUAUUGACCAGCUGGACUAGGAAAAGUAAUUCGGUCCAUAUUAAUGAAUUGCAGGUUUCAGAGCUCCCACUGCACAAAAGUGGGAUGCCAACUUGGUGUGUGAGUAACAUAACGAUAUUUCAAAGUAUCCCGUUUUUUGUCCUACUGACCGUCGCUCUGGUCCACUCUGAAGUGAAGCGUUCCUUCCUCUCUGUUGAAGCUGGCAUUGAUCAGCAGUUGACUUUGGAAAUACAGAGCAAAUCCAAGAUUUGUGCCAAUGUCUUCUGCGGAGCUGGCAGGGAAUGUGCUGUGACGGAGAAGGGAGAACCCACAUGUCUGUGCAUUGAGGAGUGUAAACCGCACAAGAGAGUGGUAUGUGGAAGCAAUGGGAAGACUUACCGCAACCACUGCGAGCUCCACCGUGAUGCGUGUCUAACUGGCAUGAAGAUCCAAGUCUCUCACAAUGGAAUUUGCGAAGAGAAGAAGAAUGAAAAAGCAGCAGUCAGCAGUCCAGUUGUUUGCUACCAGGCAGAUCGCGAUGAGCUCCGUCACCACAUUAUGGAGUGGCUGGAGACUGAAAUCAUCCCCGAUGGCUGGUUUUCUAAGGGCAUCAACUACACAGACAUCCUAAACAAGUACUUCAAGAGCUAUGAUGAUGGUGAUUCACGUCUGGAUUCUAAUGAGUUCCUGAAAUUUGUGGAGCACAACGAGACUGCCAUCAACAACACAGCGUACAUCGAACAGGACAACAACAAGCUUCUCAGGGGCCUAUGUGUAGAUGCACUGAUCGAGCUGUCUGAUGAGAAUGCUGACUGGAAACUCAGCUUUAAUGAGUUCCUGAACUGCCUGAACCCUGGCUUUGUCCCACCUGAGAAGAAGUGUGCCCUGGAAGAUGAAACCUAUGAGGACGGAGCUGAGACCACAGUGGAGUGUAACCGUUGCAUCUGUGCCUGCGGUAAUUGGGUGUGCACAGCCAUGACUUGUGACGGUAAGAACACUUCAGAGGAGCACAGCCCGGCGACUAUGGAUGAGGAGAUGAGUGAGGAGGAAUGGACUAAGUAUGUUGAGGAGCUCAACAAGCACCAGGAGACGGCUGAGAAGGCUAAGAAAGUGCACGUAAAGGACAUCUAAAGGGGCAGGGUUCAGAAGAGAAGCAAAAUGAAGUGUUCUAAACCUGUUUCUCUCGUCCCGCCUAUCAGCAAAAUUUUUGCAAUCACUACUAAAUAUAUUUACUUUAUAAACAGUAUUUUUUGGGAGGGAUGGAGGGGUUCCUUGGUUUUAUUCAAGCAGAAUUUGUGUACUGUAACUGAAGAGGGUUUAGCAGAUGAGCGACCCCCGUAGAUAAUAAAUUGUACGUUGUGAUAGCUGAACAGACAGACCUGUGUGAAGGAAGAUGAUGAGAGACAUUUCAUACCUGUUCUUAACUUUCCCAAAUUCCUCUGCAUUACCCACAGAAACGGAGGCCGGAGCUUCUUCGUGCAGAAUUCUUUACGUACUGAACUGACUUAGCAAGUCCUGACCGACAUCCUGGCUCUACCUCUGCAAUAGAAUGAAGGAGUAAAACUAUUCAAAAGCUUCAAGAGUAAAUGGAAUGCUUAUAUUGGAGCAGGAAGAUCUGAAUAAGGUAGUGACCGAAAGGUCACUAAAGUAAAAUUAGUUUAGUGACCCAGACAGCAGUUAAUUUAGUUUAGUGACACAGACCACAGUUAGUUUAGUUUAGUGAUACAGACUGCAAUUUAGUUUAGUGACAUGAACCACAGACCCAAUUGAAUAACUAAAGCUUCUAACAGUUGUAGAUUUACAAUGUCAACACACUUGAAGUAAUGGGACUGAGGUGGAGCACAAACUAACUCAACUUUCCUGGCUGAAUUAACAUCAGAAAAUAAUGUGAAGGAUAAUUCUAGUAUUUAAUAAUAUCUAUAAUGUGAUUCAAAAGCGAUUGGAACUAUUGUGUUUGCGAUGUGUUUGUGCAUCAGAGUUUGACUCCUAGCUUUGAUGCUGGUCCUUCUGUAGGUCAUGCAGAGGAUUCUGUAUGAAAAUGCCUUUAUCCAUCUUCUCCAUGGUUUGCCAGUACUCUAUUAACUUUUCACAAAGGUGCUAUAUUCCUUAAUUACGUUUUUUUUAAAGUAAGAUUUGACACUUCAUUCCCUUUGUAGUUUCUCUAGUGUGUGGAAUUUUUUAUUUAAAGUUCACUAUUGAUAGGAAAAUCUGCAGCGCUGAUCAAUGCAAUGGAUGCAUGAGUGUGUAGGGGACAGAUUGGAAAUCCUCAAAAGAAUUUGGUGGAGAUGAUCCAUAAUUACAAGGCGUAACAGCAUGAAAUUUUCAUUGUGCCAUAACCACAAAGGGAAUCGAUCGCCUUUCACCAGAACUCUGUGGAACAGUUGAGAUCCAUUUUUAAUCAAGAAUUGCCACUCACAGUGGUAAAUCAGCAGAGAGAAAGCUAUGUGUGUGAGGAAGUAUUCAGUAACGAACCUCAGCAGUACUGUGAUGUACUAUGAAGUGUGUGUUAUUGAAAUAGUUACAAACAUUGCUAGUAUUAAUAGCAGAAUUUGGUUAUGUCUUGGUACAGUGUGCUGCUAUAUUGAUGGUAUACAGUAACAUCCCCAGCUAUAGUACAGAUCUGCAUUAUCCAAAGAGUAUUACGUCAUAGCUAUGUUGAAAGCUUAAUAUCAAAUGAAUUCCUGUAGUCCAGUUAAAAUGAUUAUUUACUAUGGACAUGUCCAUUGCAUUUUGUGACCAGACCUAACGUUGGCUGAUCGUAAUGGGAGAAACACAGGAAUUUGGUCAACUUUCAAGAUGCCUCUCUCCCCCUCCUCCACUUUGGUACUGCCCCGAGCAGUGGGAAAAAUGCACGAGAUUACAGAGCUGUUGUUUCACACAUGGGUUCAAAUGCCGAGGCAGAUGAAAACGAGAGGUUAUGCUGUAGUGCCAAUGAGUCUUGUAGAGUUUAGCUCAGUUUGUACUCCAAACCACAAAUGGGUUAAACCUGUUGCGAAGUGAGAAAUUCUUUUCAAUUCUAUGAAUUCUCCCAUACUUUUGAGCUGAUUCACCUGAGAAUAUGGUAAUGAAUCUGAUUGAGUAUUAGCAAGGGAAAGCCUCUCUUGCCUACAAUAAAGAAGACCCAUAACUUUGCCGGAGAUAUAGAUAUUUAAUCAGUUUUUAUAUCCCAAUAUCAGUGUGAGAGGGUCACAAAGUAUUACUAACUUGCACACGUGUUCGCACCAUUCCUUUUCUAAAAUGGAUGUUAUCACUCCAAACCUGUAUUUCUGCUACUCUUUUGAACUAUGUUUUAUUAAAUGCAUAGGAGGAAUCAUGUACACCCCUGUGAGAGCAGUACUAUCACAGGAGGGUUGGCUCAUGUAUUGUAGUGUUUUUGUACUUACUGGUAUUUUUGGGUAUAAUGUCAAUAAAUUUUCUUUAAAAAAAANCUUCAUAAAUUCAUAGUUUCCUGUUAUUUAAAAAUACCUGGGCAUACUGUUUGCUUUAAGUUGUUUACUACAGGGCAUUGAAGUUGUUUCACUUCACUAGAUGAGUGGAUCUAUGUAUAAGAUGUAUGUCCAAACCUGUAACUUACUCCUCUAAGCUCUGUACCACGUGCUGAAGAGAGUAAAGUCUGUGUUUUGUGCCCUGGA
Callorhinchus milii (elephant shark) is the source of this 4988-nucleotide messenger RNA. RefSeq names its product follistatin-like 1b (gene fstl1b). Gene Ontology annotation, biological process: lipid metabolic process. NCBI's taxonomy places the organism in Eukaryota, Metazoa, Chordata, Chondrichthyes, Chimaeriformes, Callorhinchidae. The record is from RefSeq and is a predicted model, not a curated record. Gene Ontology annotation, molecular function: lipase activity; protein binding.